Molecule: messenger RNA, 1034 nt
Organism: Micropterus dolomieu (smallmouth bass)
Lineage: Eukaryota; Metazoa; Chordata; Actinopteri; Centrarchiformes; Centrarchidae
Gene: xrcc2
Product: X-ray repair complementing defective repair in Chinese hamster cells 2
Exons: 5
Biological process (GO): DNA strand invasion; double-strand break repair via homologous recombination
Cellular component (GO): replication fork; Rad51B-Rad51C-Rad51D-XRCC2 complex; centrosome
Molecular function (GO): four-way junction DNA binding; ATP binding; ATP-dependent DNA damage sensor activity
Source: RefSeq, a predicted model, not a curated record
AGACAGUCUACACUCUGGAACAGCAGAUUGAUUGGCGGUGUGUCUCUGCAGCUGUUUGCUCGUCUGGAGGCUCGUCGCUGUCUGAAGGACAUCGAACCUCGUCUGUUUCCUGAAGAUGGAGGACCCGACCAUGGUGAGGUGGUGGAGCUCUAUGGAACAGAGGGAACAGGUAAGACGGAGCUGCUCUACCACCUGCUGUGUCGCUGUGUGCUGCCGGUGGCGAGCGGCGGUCUGGAGGUGGACGUUGUGUUCGUGGACACCGACUACAGUCUGGACAUGUUACGGCUGGUCAGCAUCCUGGACAGCAGGCUGAACACAGCUCGCUCGACCGGCUCGCCCUCGGCGGCCUCAGAUGAGGCGGCUUUGCGUUCGUGUCUGUCUCGCCUGCUGGUCGUCCACUGCUCCUCCUCCUCCCAGCUCCUCCUCACCCUCCACUUCCUGGAGACCUCCUUGUCGUCACGGCCCGGCCUGGCGCUCCUCCUCAUCGACAGCAUCUCCGCUUUCUAUUGGCUGGACCGAUGUGAGGGCGGGGCCAGCGUCGCCAAGCAGGAAGAGAAGCUCAGCAAGUGUGCAGAGCUGCUAGGCCGACUGCUCAGGGAUUACAGAAUCACUGUCUUCGCCACCUGCCACGCCAUCAGGAGGAGCUUCAGUGGACCCUCCUCCUCCUCUGACCACGACCGGCCGUACCUCUGUCGCCCCUGGCAGCGGCUGGUGACCCAUCGGCUGCUUUGCUCCAGGCAGGAGGCGGCAAACAACAUGGCCGCUGCAGCAGGAAGCAGCGAGGAGCAGAGGAGACGGCAGGUCUUCACCAUCCACUGCACCUCCUCCUCCUCCAGGACGAAGGCUUCCCGGAGCAGCUCCUUCCACGUGACAGAUGGAGGAGUGGAGUUUAUCUGACCUGUGUCCUCCAGACGGUCCCUGAGAAGCCGUCAACGACCCUGAUGCUGCUGUUUUCAUGUUCUUUUAAAUGAUAAAGUUCUUUAUAUGUUUGGAUUUCUGUAUAUUUGUCAAUAAACGUUUGUUGGGAACCACGA